This is a messenger RNA of Pollicipes pollicipes, 4113 nucleotides long. RefSeq names its product transmembrane protein 229B. NCBI's taxonomy places the organism in Eukaryota, Metazoa, Arthropoda, Thecostraca, Pollicipedomorpha, Pollicipedidae. The transcript is spliced from 4 exons. The record is from RefSeq and is a predicted model, not a curated record. The coding region runs from base 287 to 922 and encodes 211 amino acids.
CCGAGGGGUGUUCGGGGCGCCAGGGGUGUCCGAGGUGACGCUGCCGCCUCAGACGGGCCUUGUCUCGGCCGACGGCGACAGUCAGCACAGCUGCGGGCGCCGCGCGGACCGGGCGGCGGCGGUACACAGGGGCCGGCACCGCGCAGAGGAUAGCGUCGGCUUGACGCACUACGGGGUCGGCAAGAGGUCAGCUGAUCAUCAGAAGGCGAGUCACACGGCAGUCACCCAGCGACGGCUAGGUAUGGCCGGCGGCCGGUGGCAGCGGUCGCAUUAAAGGUUGUCGGCGAUGGCGGUGUCUCGCGACUUGCUCUCAAUACCGCUCCGGCUGUACAUCUACGGCCUGCACGGCUUCUUCACCGAGGUCAUCUUCACGGCCAUCUGGGACUUUGUCCUGAAGCAGGACUUCAGAUUACACGGCUGUACCAGCGUCUGGUCCCUUUUCAUCUACGCCGUAGGAGUGUUCGUCAACGAACGCCUGUUUCUGCGCAUGCGCGGCUCUGUGCCGCUGCUGGCACGUGGAGCGGUGUACGUGACCUGGACGUACACGUGGGAAUACAGCACGGGCCGUGUGCUGGACUUCUUCGGCGCCCGGCCGUGGGACUACACCGAGCUGCAGUACAACAUCCACGGCCUGAUCGCGCUGGAGUUCGCGCCACUUUGGUAUGUCGCCUGCCUGGUCAGCGAGCAGAUGCUCAUUCGCCAGAUUCUGACCUUGACCUGGGACCCGACCGGCAUCGGCCGGCUCAAGGAUAAGCCACCCAAGGUCAAGGCCGCGCCGGCCCAGAACGGCGCUCGCGAGGAGAAAAACGGCGUAAGGCGCAACAGAGGCAAGAGCGCUAACGGUCGAGUGGCGUCAAAGGCGGUCAAGAAGAGGAAUGGACAGGGAAUGACGCUGAAGCAGACCAGUGCCAAAUGUCAUUGAUGAAAUGGUGACGUGGGUCUAACGAGUUAGUUCAUCGGUUGCCUUACUGCUUGUGACAGGUGCGAAAAGCAUGCGGCUAUUAUUACAAGUGAUGUUCUUGUACGUCUGGAGAGAGCGUGAACCAAAAGCGGGUGAUAUCGUGCAAUCGAGCUGGCGCCCGAACAGUCAAAAAGGUAAUUUCUCAAGACUCUCGCUUCACCCAUGCCAGAAUGGAAUGCCACAGGUCUUCCCGGCUUCCCAGGAGCGAUGAAAAUGCAAUAAAUUUUUGCUUAAAAAUAGGUUAACGGCUCACAUGAACGUACGCUGAACAGAUCACGAUAUUCGAAAUAGCGUGUAUAAACUUUGAAGAUCUCAUCUCUUCAAAUUUGGAACAUUUUCGCCCAUAUAUGGCAUCGAACUGAAAGAUGACCUUUCAACUGUUUAGGUGGGGUUACAGCAUACGCAAUGUCCGAAAACUAGUUGACUGAUGUCAGCUGUCCUUCAAACUACAGAUUGAAACUGCUAAUAUACAUGACGUUGCCAAGCGGCUUAAAUUGCCGGAAGCGUUUUUGCGUCUGAGAAUACGGUCACAUUUCUUUUCUCGCAUUUGAGGGAGACAUCAGUGCUUCACCUCUCCGCGAAUACCGUAUUGUUAUGGGCAUUCCUGUCACUUGACAACGUAACUACGUUCUAAGGUGACGCCCGGCUAACACAAACCAUUAUGUAGAUUGCUGUACGCUAGUCGUGAAUGUCUAGUGUUGUUUUAAGUUACUCUCCAUUACAUGCGCCGUUGACAAAAACGAACAGUAGAAAUGUCUCCAAAGGUGUACCUUGCGCUCAUCGGUUCUGAGUUUGUAAACUGCAGAGCACACAUCAAAUUUAUAAGCAACUACGGCCACAUAUUUAUUAACGGUGGCAGGUACGAACCAUUGCCAAUAACUGAUGCUCUUUACUGCGAAUUUAAAUGAAAUUUUGCCACGACCUUGAAAGCCACCGGUUGGCCAUUUGGACGCGCAUAAGAAACGAGACGCCAGCUCUUUCGCCUGAAUGACGUAUCGAUGGCCGUUUAACGGAGCAGAUAGUUAUGCCAUUGUCGGCGCUACUCACCCAUUCUUAGGUCGUUAGUGGGAGGAUGUUCCAUAUAUCAAGCCAACAACAGCCAAUGAGUUUCUAGUCAAAAGCCGUUCAUCAGAUCCAACAAUGGAGGUCCAGCGGCACUUUAUGUUAAACGGUUGUAAAUAUUAGAGGUUUAGAAUCAACUGGUCGGUUCUAGUAAAAUGGUCCACGUCCGGUUUGUACCGUAGAAGUUUGUAGACGGAUAGCAACGGCAGGCCGGCACCUGCAUCUUGCAAAAAGCUGGACAAUAAACUAAAAGAACUGGCGUACAUAUUGCGUUUCAUCGCACACAUAACACACGCCCAGGUACUAGUACAAAGGUCGGCCGAUAUCGCAGAAAUUGAUGGUCAGAAUUACACGGGACUGGUUGUGUCAUGCUUGGUUAGGUAGCUAGAAAAUGGCACCAUGUUUUUUUUAACAGCAUGUAGGCACGUACCUCUAUACAUUGCUUCUCUGCGUCUUCAUCUUACACGACGUAGCUCACGAUGAUUGACCACGGGCAACCUACGAGAGUUGUUGUUUAGACCAUAGGCGACACAGAGCCAUGACUGUAUAGCCGAUACAGCUCUGUAGGCUCAAGGUUACCGCUCUCUGUACAAUGGUAGCAAACUUGCUGCUGGUAAGCGAUGGUAAGCGAUGUCGUCGUGCCUCAGCAGUGUCGUGUAUACUCCGAAAGCUGGCACACUUUCAUAUUUUACACUGUGGGUAGCUCAAUUUAUCCAAUAUUAAUUUGUGUACUCAAUUGAUGUUACGCUAUGGGUCAGAGUUAACUAGGAUGUAUACGUUUGCUACCUCCCCGCACGGUAAAAUCUUCCUAGUUAAUUAUCACGCAGUGAUGUCGGUGUGACUGUUUCCCAGAUAUAUACACUUCACGUAGUUGCCUGAGCAAAUUUAUGCGUUAGAGCGUUUAUUGGUCGAUCGGCAGAGCUGUAGCGACGUUCAAUGGCGCGUCUUCAGUGACAUGGUUACCAGCACGUGGCCGGCACAGACAUCACACUGCAUAAAUCAAACGGCUGGCAAAAGAUAGUGGUCAGAACUAGCACAAGCCAGCAUAUGUAACUAGUGCGUUUCUCAGUGCAGCGGCCAGUUGUAUACCCUCCUAUGCCAGCUCGAAUGCCCUGCGCUACCGAUAUAGCCUUGGCACAGGGUAUUCAAGAUGGAUGAGUUUUAAUCCAGCAUAACUGCUUGAUGAAGCGGUCUUGCCGUCAACGACCGAUGCAUGGGCUGGAAUUCGAUCGAGGCCUGGCAGCCUUCACGUCUUCCCCAGCCUUCCUGCAACGCUGCGCACCUGUGACGGCAGGGAGGGGACGCGAACGUGAACGGCGGCCCUCGCCCCCCUCCCCCCCCCCCUGGCUGCAGGCUGGGGCUGAGUCCCAGCCGGCCUGGGCCCCGCGCUUGCUUGCUGCCUCACGGUUGUUGAAUAUAAAAUCAGAUAGGAUGUGGAUGCACGGCGUGGUGCGUCAGCAAGAAGUCAGCCUGCAAAGUUCAUCCCUUCCCCGGGCCUACAAGCACGUACGCAUCUUAAAUGCAGCUCGCCACGCAACACGCAUUUCCAGUCUGACCGAAAUCUCGGCGCAAUCCUGUUCGUCAGCCCGCCACGCCAAACUGAGAUCGGCGGCAGCAGCAGUCAGUCAGUCACCACUCAUGCCUACUGUCCGCACAAGCCACUGGAAGGUGGCUGGAGACGCUCAGGCUGCUAUCGAUAUGUGUCUAUCGUUUAGUGACUGUAUGUUGCGGACGCAGGUUUCAAGUGACUUACGUAACUGUAGACGUGUAUAGGCGCAAGACAUGAUGAGUGUAGCUGAUGUACCACAGCAUCAUAAGCCUAGGCGGGAUGCACGUCGCUUUGUAUAGUCCACUAGAAGUCACGUACUGAGGGCGAAAUUUACAGCACGAAGUAGCGAGAACAGCAAGCCAACUGAUCUUAACAUUUGCAUUCUCAUGUUGGCGUAGUGCAUAGUUGGUGCUGCGGUGUCUAUUUCGAGAUGAUGUAUCAUUCAUGGUCAGACUACACUCAACUUUGUGCUCAGACUUCUGGACUACAGGUGACUGGAAUGAGCGUGCAUGGUUUUGUGGGCCAAAGGCACUAAUAUACU